This is a messenger RNA of Talaromyces amestolkiae, 1689 nucleotides long. RefSeq lists its product as uncharacterized. The transcript has a single exon. The record is from RefSeq and is a predicted model, not a curated record. Lineage: Eukaryota; Fungi; Ascomycota; Eurotiomycetes; Eurotiales; Trichocomaceae. Gene Ontology annotation, molecular function: carboxy-lyase activity; magnesium ion binding; thiamine pyrophosphate binding. The coding region runs from base 1 to 1689 and encodes 562 amino acids.
AUGUCAAUCAAAGUAGCAGAUUAUCUUUUCACCCGCCUCCGCCAGCUGGGUGUUGACACUGUCUUUGGCGUGCCUGGCGACUUCAACCUUCGUUUAUUGGAUUUCGUGGAGCCUUCAGGUCUGCGAUGGGUAGGCAACUGCAAUGAGUUAAAUGGUGCCUAUGCCGCGGAUGGGUAUGCUCGUAUCAAAGGUCUUUCGGCGUUGGUCACUACCUAUGGUGUCGGAGAGCUCUCGGCAAUCAAUGGAAUUGCAGGCGCCUUUGCCGAGAAGGCACCCAUAGUUCAUAUAGUGGGCUCAGUCCCACGUCCGAAACAGGAAGCUCGAAUCUUUGUGCAUCAUACUUUUGGAGAUGGAGAUUAUCGGCACUUUGCGAGUAUGGCCACACAUGUGACAGUUGCACAAGCGAAUUUGAUAGAUCCACGACUUAUCCCGGACCAGAUUGACUGGGUGUUGAAACAGGCGAUCUUGCACAGUCGACCAGUCUACAUUGAGGUGCCAGACGAUAUGCCCGAUGUGCUCGUCGAGACCAAGAAUCUCGAAGAUGUCAUCAAACUUGAUCCGGGACGACAGACUGAGUCGGAUGCAGUGGCCUUGGAACAGGUGACGGAAAGAAUAUAUGGAGCUAAACAACCCUUAAUCAUAGUUGAUGGGGAAACUAGGGCAAUGGGUAUAUCGACCGACGCUGAGAACUUAGUCAAAUUGACUAAUUGGCCGACGUGGACCACUAUGUUUGGAAGGGCUCUGAUCAACGAACAGCUUCAGAACGUGUAUGGCAUUUACACUGGCCAAUUUGGCGACCCAUCAUGGAAAAAGUACCAUGAUACUGCCGACCUCAUCAUUAUCAUUGGGCCUCAUUACAGCGAUACCAACACUUCGAUAUUCACAGCAUUGCCUAACGCAGCAGUUACAGUCGCAUUCUCACCAAACACUAUUCAAAUCGGAGACGACAUCUACCGAGACGUAUCUAAAAGCUUCCUCAACCGCCUCGUCAGCAGUCUGGAUGCCUCACGCAUUGCAAAGGUCGAGGGUCCUUCUUAUUCGAUUAGAACGAAUAAAGCUCUGGAUCCAUCUGGACUGAUCACACAAGAACACUUCUGGGAGAAAAUGAAUGGCCUCUUUCAAGAAGGUGAUUUGAUUCUGGCGGAAACAGGGACUUCCUCGUAUGGGAGUCAGGCUUUUUCAGUUCCCAAAAAUGCACGUCUUUUUAACGCUGUCACCUGGUUGUCCAUCGGAUACAUGCUUCCUGCCACGUUAGGAGCCACCUUGGCGCAACGAGACCGGACCAAGGACGAUACAACGCGUUCAUUUCUCUUCAUUGGGGAUGGUAGUCUGCAGAUGUCCGUGCAAGAAAUCAGCACAAUGAUCAAGGAGAACUUGAAUGUCAUCAUCUUCGUUAUCAACAACGGUGGAUACACUAUCGAGCGAGCCAUUCACGGCCGAACUCAACGAUACAAUGAUGUCGCUGUUUGGAGGCAUACUCAAGCUACUAGUUUCUUCGGCGCAAAUGAAAGCCACUCCGUGAACAAUAAUUUUGUGGCUAGAAGCUGGUCAGACCUAGAGCGGAUAUUGUCGAAUGAAAGCAUCCAGAAAGGCAGCGGUGUUAGGCUGGUCGAGGUCUUCAUGGAAAGGGAUGAUGUGUGCGGAAUUUUACUACCACUAAUGAAGACCAGGAUCGCCAACGGUGACUAG